AUGGCUGACGAUUAUCAAGUUCAAAGCAAUGGAGGAAGCUCCGAUCUCAAUUCGAAGCCUCUUCUCGAGCUGUACGUGAAGGUUAGAUAUUCAUUUUUUAAAGUAGAAAAACUUCAAAUUUCAGGCGUCAGCCAUUGAUCCUCGUCGGAUCGGCGCAGAUUUGUUCUGUCAAGAAUUUUGGAUGGAGUUGUAUGCUCUGUAUGAAAUUGGAGUGGCUCGUGUUGAGGUUUUUUUUUUUCGAUUCAAUAACUUAUAUUUACUGAAUUAUUCAAUAAGUUUCACAUUGAUUACUAAAUAAAAUUGGUGUUGAAGGUUAAAACGGUCAAUGUCAACUCAGAAGCUUUCAAGAAGAACUUCUUAGGUGCUCAGCCGCCGAUAAUGGUCGAAGAAGAGAAGUAGGUUUUACCGUUUGUUAUAAAUUUGAAGGAAAAUGCUAGCUUCUAGCAAUUUCCUUCAAAUUUACUGUACUCUUCCUUCAAAUUUACUGAUUCCCUUUAUUGACAUUAUUUCUCGAACUAAUACAUUUUUAUAAUAUUUUUUUCUAUCUAGAGGGGCUACUUACACCGACAAUCGAGAGAUUGAGGGACGAAUUUUUCAUUUGGCGAAAGAAUUUAACGUUCCUUUGUUCGAAAAAGACCCUUCUGUGGAGAAGCGAAUUGAAAACUUGUACAGAGUGAGUUUUUAUUCUCUAUUUCCUAUCUGAUGGUGUUGUUCAGAACUUCAAACUUUUCUUGCGCUCGAAAACUGAAAAUCAAAAGGUUCCAACGCCUCUCGAGGAUAUGUCGGCGCAAACGAGGGUCCACUACAAUCGCGUUGUUGAGCAGUUGACUGGAAUUGAUCAGGUUCAUAAAUAAAUGUAUUCAUACAAAACAGUUCUGCUAUCUCUGCUAUAUUUUUUGACACGUUUUUUCCACUAUGAAUUUCAAAACUUGCUGUUUCUAUUUCAGCUGCUGGCUGACCGCAAUUCGCGUUACUUACUGGGCAACAGCAUGACGGAGUACGACUGCGAGCUGAUGCCGCGGCUACAUCACAUUCGGAUCAUUGGACAGUCUCUUCUCAGGUUUUUUCUUUACGAAUUAAUUUUUUCCUUAUAUUGAAUAAAUCUCUGAAUUAUUUUCAAUGAGUUAGUUUUUAUUUAUUUAUUUUUUUUUUAUAUGGUUCGUUCCAGUUUCGACAUUCCACACAAUUUGACGCAUUUAUGGAAUUACGUUCUGACGGCUUACCGUACGGCGGCGUUCAUUGAGAGCUGCCCAGCCGAUCAAGACAUUAUUCGCCAUUACAAGGUUAGGCGUUUGAAAUAGGAGCAGAAAUAGAUCGAAUGAUUUCAUGGUAGAUAAUAAUGAUAUUGGUAUUGCAGGAGCAGCUGAACCUUUUCUCGAACCAACGCGAGACGUUGCAGACGCCGACAAAGACGCACACCAUCCCAGAAAGAGUUCUUUGUGAUAUUCGGAACCGCGGCCUAGCUCCGGACGUCAAAGUCCAGUAA
This is a messenger RNA of Caenorhabditis auriculariae, 1486 nucleotides long. The record is from the annotation of a GenBank genome assembly. Lineage: Eukaryota; Metazoa; Nematoda; Chromadorea; Rhabditida; Rhabditidae.